This is a messenger RNA of Hibiscus syriacus, 3907 nucleotides long. RefSeq names its product importin-5-like. The record is from RefSeq and is a predicted model, not a curated record. Gene Ontology annotation, molecular function: small GTPase binding; nuclear import signal receptor activity. NCBI's taxonomy places the organism in Eukaryota, Viridiplantae, Streptophyta, Magnoliopsida, Malvales, Malvaceae. Gene Ontology annotation, biological process: protein import into nucleus. The coding region runs from base 77 to 3406 and encodes 1109 amino acids. The transcript has 20 exons. Gene Ontology annotation, cellular component: cytoplasm; nucleus.
AAUUCACAAUUCCAAAAACCAUAUCAAAGGAGGCGUCACUAAGGGAAUCAACACCGUCUUCUUCUCUUUCGCCGCCAUGGACCAGCAAUCGCAGCUUGCCCUCAUCUUGGGACCCGACCCGGCUCCAUUCGAAACCCUAGUCUCCCACUUGAUGUCGUCCUCGAACGAGCAACGUUCUCACGCCGAGGGUUUGUUUAAUCUAUGCAAGCAAUCCGACCCUGACGCCCUCUGCCUCCGUCUCGUACAUCUCCUCCAAGUCUGCAAUCAACCCGAGGCUCGUGCCAUGGCCGCUAUUCUCCUCCGUAAGUUGUUGACGCGUGACGACUCUUAUAUCUGGCCUCGACUCAACAUCAAUACUCACUCCUCACUCAAAUCCGUGCUUUUGUCUCAAAUCCAAGUGGAGACCGCCAAAAAUUUGUCUAAAAAGUUGUGCGAUACUGUAGCCGAGCUUGCUUCCAGUAUAUUGCCGGAGAAUGGCUGGCCGGAGCUCUUGCCGUUUAUGUUUCAGUGUGUUUCUUCGGAUUCUCCUAAAUUACAGGAAUCUGCGUUUUUGAUAUUUGCUCAGUUGAGUCAGUAUAUAGGCGACGUGUUGACUCCUUUUAUAAAGGAUCUACACGCUGUUUUCUUGAGAUGUUUGAGUGAAAGUACUAAUGCCGAUGUCAAAAUCGCUGCUUUGAAUGCGGUAAUCAACUUUAUUCAGUGUUUGACCAGCUCAUCUGAUCGGGAUAGAUUUCAGGAUCUAUUGCCAGCGAUGAUGAGGACGUUGACGGAGGCUUUAAAUAACGGGAACGAGGCCACCGCUCAAGAGGCUCUUGAGUUGUUGAUUGAGUUGGCUGGGACGGAGCCUCGUUUUCUUAGAAGGCAGCUUGUCGAUGUGGUGGGCGCAAUGCUGCAGAUUGCAGAGGCUGAAUCACUCGAGGAAGGCACUCGGCAUUUGGCGAUCGAGUUCGUGGUCACUUUGGCAGAAGCAAGGGAGCGAGCUCCAGGAAUGAUGAGAAAGUUGCCGCAAUUUAUUAGUAGACUAUUUGCAAUACUAAUGAGAAUGCUGUUGAAUAUCGAGGAUGAUGCAGCAUGGCACACUGCAGAAACUGAAGAUGAGGAUGCUGGAGAAACAAGCAAUUACAGUGUCGGGCAGGAGUGUUUGGAUCGUUUGGCAAUUUCGUUGGGUGGUAACACGAUUGUUCCUGUUGCAUCAGAGCAGUUGCCUGCUUAUUUGGCUGCACCUGAGUGGCAAAAGCACCAUGCUGCGUUGAUUGCUCUUGCUCAGAUUGCCGAGGGGUGUGCCAAGGUUAUGAUUAAAAAUCUGGAACAAGUGGUUUCUAUGGUCUUGAACUCCUUUCAUGAUUCUCAUCCCCGUGUGAGGUGGGCAGCAAUUAAUGCAAUCGGGCAAUUGUCUACAGACCUGGGUCCAGAUUUGCAGAACCAAUAUCACCAAAGAGUAUUGCCAGCAUUAGCUGGUGCUAUGGAUGAUUUCCAGAAUCCACGAGUACAGGCCCAUGCUGCUUCAGCUGUACUCAACUUCAGUGAGAACUGCACUCCAGAAAUUUUAACACCUUACUUGGAUGGAAUCGUUAGUAAAUUGCUUGUACUUUUACAGAAUGGGAAACAAAUGGUGCAAGAAGGUGCCUUGACUGCUUUGGCAUCAGUGGCCGACUCAUCUCAGGAGCAAUUCCAAAAAUAUUAUGAUGCAGUUAUGCCUUACCUGAAAGCUAUCUUGGUGAAUGCAACUGAUAAAUCUAAUCGUAUGCUACGUGCCAAAUCCAUGGAGUGUAUUAGUCUUGUUGGAAUGGCUGUUGGAAAAGAGAAGUUCAGAGAUGAUGCUAAGCAGGUUAUGGAAGUGCUUAUGUCAUUGCAAGGAUCCCAAAUGGAGACAGAUGAUCCUACAACAAGUUACAUGCUGCAAGCAUGGGCCAGACUCUGCAAGUGUUUGGGACAAGACUUCCUCCCUUACAUGAGUUUUGUCAUGCCUCCCCUUCUCCGGUCUGCUCAACUUAAGCCAGAUGUAACUAUUACGUCUGCAGAUUCAGAUAAUGACAUUGAGGACUCUGACGAUGAAAGUAUGGAAACUAUUACUCUUGGGGAUAAAAGAAUUGGGAUCAAGACAAGCGUUCUGGAGGAAAAGGCUACAGCAUGUAACAUGCUAUGUUGCUAUGCAGAUGAGUUGAAGGAAGGAUUUUUUCCAUGGAUUGAUCAGGUUGCUCCAACUCUAGUUCCUCUUCUUAAAUUUUAUUUCCAUGAGGAAGUUAGAAAAGCUGCUGUUUCAGCCAUGCCGGAGUUGCUGCGCUCAGCAAAAUUAGCUGUGGAAAAUGGAAUAGCUCAAGGGCGUAAUGAGACCUAUGUAAAGCAAUUGUCUGACUACAUCAUUCCGGCUCUAGUGGAGGCAUUACAUAAGGAACCUGAUACUGAAAUUUGUGCUAGCAUGUUGGACGCAUUGAAUGAAUGCAUACAGAUCUCUGGUACUCUUCUAGAAGAAAGCCAGGUUAGAUCUAUCGUGGACGAGGUAAAACAAGUAAUCACAGCUAGUGCAAGUAGAAAAAAUGAGAGAGCUAAAAGAGCCAAAGCUGAAGACUUUGAUGCUGAGGAGGGAGAGUUGAUUAAAGAGGAAAAUGAGCAAGAGGAAGAAGUUUUUGACCAAGUGGGUGAAAUCUUGGGAACUUUGGUCAAAACAUUUAAAGCCUCUUUCUUGCCUUUCUUUGAUGAGCUAUCUUCAUAUCUUACACCUAUGUGGGGCAAGGAUAAGACAGCUGAAGAAAGAAGAAUUGCAAUUUGUAUUUUUGAUGAUGUUGCAGAGCAGUGUCGUGAGGCAGCUAUAAAGUAUUAUGACACAUAUCUUCCUUUCAUAUUGGAGGCUUGCAAUGAUGAGAACCCAGAUGUGCGACAGGCGGCGGUGUAUGGACUGGGUGUUUGUAUGGAAUUUGGUGGACCUGUAUUUAAGCCCCUUGUUGGAGAGGCUCUAUCUAGGUUAAAUGCUGUCAUACGGCAUCCCAAUGCCUUGCAAUCUGAAAACGUGAUGGCAUAUGAUAAUGCCGUUUCUGCUUUGGGAAAAAUAUGCCUGUUCCAUCGCGACAGUAUUGAUGCAGCUCAGGUUGUUCCUGCAUGGUUAAAUUGCUUGCCGAUAAAAAGUGAUCUGAUAGAAGCCAAAGUUGUUCAUGAACAACUUUGUUCAAUGGUAGAGAGGUCAGACAACGAUGUAUUGGGUCCUAACCAUCAAUAUCUUCCUAAGAUAGUUUCAAUAUUUGCUGAGGUACUAUGCGGUAAGGAUCUAGUCACGGAGCAAACUGCAAGUCGGAUGGUGAAUCUACUGAGGCAGCUUCAGCAAACUUUGCCAGCGGCAACAUUGGCCUCAACUUGGUCAUCUUUGCAGCCACAGCAACAGCUUGCCUUGCAAUCCAUGCUCUCCUCUUAGUAUAUUUUUCCGUCACUGACAAGCGUCUUUCUGGUUUUGAUGGAAUUCAAUGCUCGUCCAGUCUGUGUUGAAGCAUAUCUUGUUACCAAUUCAUUUCCCCAAGAAGGUUCCCAUUGGUUUGUCUUUGCAUGAUGUCUUACUCGCAGGCCAGCGAAGCUUUUGAUUGGGCACGAAAGGUCGUCACACCAGCGAUUGAAAUGAAUCCCUUUCUCAUCUUAUUUUCUUGGUAGAAUGUGUAUAUUACAAGUUUUCGAUUUACAAUACGUCUGGAAAAGAAGAAUAAUGUGGUUUCUAUGGUUUGUAAGCUUUUUUGCAUUUUUCGUGGGUGAGUACAUGAGGUCUUGAGGGUUGCCAUUAAAAGUGCAAUUCUUGUAGCAGUUUUGGUGUCGGAAUGUGUUUUUGGUUUCAGUUUGCACAAAAUAUUUGUCCUCGAUUGUCAUCAUUAUAGAACAUAUGGACUGAAAUUUUUGAAUGGUUAUUCUUUCUUAUCCUUUUUGCAAA